AUGCUGCGGCUAUUAACUGCACGUGGCUUGUUUGCCACGUCAGCUACUCGUCUAUCACUUGUCACCAGUACUAAAGUAGUUUAUGCUACCUUCUCUUCCCCUGCUGCCAAUCGUCGCGCUCGGCGUUUGCGUAAAACUGCCGCCAUUGACAAGUCUUCUACUAUAGACCCACGCGCGCCGUUACUCGUCGCGGACAUCGAACAGCUCUCACGCAAUGGACUGGCACAACGCGUGGAGAUGCCAAAGGGGAUGCUGGAUCGUUUGACGCGUGUUUUGCGUGACCGCACGCACUCGCAGCUGGAGACGCUACGUCAGAAACACGUGGGCGACCGUAAGAACACACGUCAGUUGCCUCUUGACAUGAGUAAAAUACCGAUAGGAUGGUCUAUGGACCGCACGCAACAGAUUCCACCCUUUGCGUACGGACCUUCCGAAACAUUGGCUUAUCUGUCUUUUGAGAUGGAGGCAAUGUAUGCCUGCAGUCACGCUGUGUUCACGGAGCUGCAAAAACGGCUACCGAACUUUCAGCCAAAAUCGGUGCUGGACUUUGGUGCUGGCCCUGGUACAGCAUCGUGGGUGGCCAAGGAAUUUUAUGAAAAAUCACUGGACAAAUAUCGCGUCGUAGAGCCCAGUCAGUCUAUGAUUGACGCGGCGGAAGUGCUGUUGGAAGACUUUCCUGGUCUUAGUAUGCGUCGCAGUAUCGCCGACAUGUCGAGAGAUAUCGAUGCUGGGAUCAAGUACGACCUGGUUGUUGUGAGCUAUGCAUUUUCUGAUAUUACUAAUGACUUUGAGCGUGUGGCGAUAAUCUCAGCGUUGUGGGAACUAUUAAGUGAGAAUGGAUGUUUGAUUAUCGUGGAUCGUGGCAGCCCAUGGGGAUCACAUCAAGUGCGAUCGGCUCGUCAGUUCGUGCUUGAUUCGGUGGCGGAGGACAAGGACGGAGGCGAAGGCGUCCGCAUUAUUGCACCGUGUCCGCAUCACUUCGAGUGUCCAGUAGCAGGAAGCAUGUGGUGCCACUUUGUGCAACGCUCGCCUGUAGUGAACCGACCUCGGGAUGCCACAACAAAGCGUUGGCACGGCCAAAAAGGCUCGAAGUUCUCCUAUGUGAUUAUGCAGAAAACCUUUAAGGGAAGCGAUGAAGAAGCAGCUGCUAAGAAGAAGAAGCCGAUUGCGCGCAUGGUCCGAGCUCCUCUGCUUGCUACACGCCACGUGCAUCUUGACUUGUGCACUCCGGAUGGAAAACUGGAGCGUCGCAGUGUUACAAAGGGUAAGGCUGUUCGUGAGGUGUAUCGUGCAUCGCGUAAGGCGCACUGGGGGGCGCUGUGGCCAGCUGACGAAACGAGUUACCUAAAGGAUUAG
Messenger RNA from Peronospora belbahrii, 1356 nucleotides. Lineage: Eukaryota; Oomycota; Peronosporomycetes; Peronosporales; Peronosporaceae. The record is from the annotation of a GenBank genome assembly.